This is a messenger RNA of Achroia grisella, 4677 nucleotides long. RefSeq names its product dynein light chain Tctex-type 1-like. Gene Ontology annotation, cellular component: cytoplasm; cytoplasmic dynein complex. Gene Ontology annotation, molecular function: dynein intermediate chain binding. The record is from RefSeq and is a predicted model, not a curated record. The transcript has 3 exons. The coding region runs from base 245 to 589 and encodes 114 amino acids. NCBI's taxonomy places the organism in Eukaryota, Metazoa, Arthropoda, Insecta, Lepidoptera, Pyralidae. Gene Ontology annotation, biological process: microtubule-based movement.
CUAAAUAUACCUACUUUUAUUUUUUAUGGAAAAAGGAUGCUGAAAAAUUUGUGAAGUAUACCGAUAUUUUCCUCAGUAGUAUUUAUUAACCGAAUAAACGCUGACUGGCUGAAAACCAUAUUACUGGCAUUGACAAUAUUAAUUAUAGUCAUAUCACUUAUUUUUUAGAUACAUAUCUUCCAAUUGGAACUUUCGCUUAGUCAGGUACUUAAGUAAUAACUACUCGGUUAUAAUUUAUAGAAAUAUGGCUCAAGAUGACGAAGAGGAUUUAACGUUUAAUGUAGAAGAUGUUCAAAAAAUAGUUAGAGAUAAUAUUGAAUUAUGUUUAGGCGGCAACUCCUACAGUCACUCCCGUACUCCACAGUGGAUUAGUAUUAUUACUGAAAAAACAUUGUCAAAACUCAAUAAACUUAAUAAGCCAUUUAAAUACAUCAUACAAAUUAUAAUAACUCAGAAGAAUGGCUCUGGUCUACACACGGCGGCAGCCUACUACUGGGAUACUGCGACCGACGGGACCUGUACAGUGCGUUGGGAGAACAAGUUCAUGUUUUGCAUUGUGAACAUAUGGGCCCUUGCACUUCAAUUAUAGGGUAAUAAAUGUUUAUGCCAUCCAUAAAAAAUAAUCACACGAAUUUAAUUAUUUUGACCCUCCCUCUAAUGUCAUACGUUGAACAAAUCUACAUCUUUCUAGAUGUAGAUUUGUUCAACGUAUGUCAUCUAUGAUUAAAUAAUAAACAAGCAGCAUAUACGAUGCGACUAAUUAUUUUUUUAAUCAAAUGUAUAUUUGAAAAUGUGAUGGCACUAAACUUGACACCUUCCACCUCUUAUCAUAUAAUUUCACUCAGUCCACACCGUUAUAGCAAAUAUAAGAUAAUAUAUAAUAUAAUGUAAUUUAGGGAUGACCAUAAGACGACGACACUCUACAAUGUAGAUGAUCAUAGUUAAUACAUAAUCAUCAUACAGCUUUGUACUUAAGAUUCUUUUUCAGGCAUUUGACUUACACAGGGUCAUAAUUUAGGAACACUAAUAAUAGUGUAAAAACUAUUUGAGCCUUUUAAAAAAAAUAUUUUUCAUGAUUUACAUGUUUCUUAUAGCUGAUGUGUGGACAUCAGCUACACACACACAGAACAUAUACUGUAGUAGAGUAUAUGUUCUAUCACCAUUAUACAUGAUUAUUAUUAUUAGACAUAUUGUAGGAGUCAUCAUACUGGAUGACUCGCACAAUACCUAUACCCAUGCAAUUUUUAUUUAUUAAUUAUGACUCAUGACUGUAGCUCUUAGGUACUCUCUUAAUGAAACAGUAUGUAAAGCACAUUUUAGUAUUUUUAUUUUUGGUAAAAUUUACCACAAUACAAAAUAAUAAUAGAAAUAAAUAAAGUAAUAAAAUGUAUAGACAAGUCAUAGAACUAUGCAUUGUAAAAUUGGUGCUUUUAAAGCAAUUGAAUAUAAUUUAUAAUAAUAUUAGGCAAAAUGGCAUUGUGUACAUUAAAAAUAAAGGUAUUAUUUUAACACAAAAUAAUAUCAAGAGCAGAUGUUUACACUUACAAUAACACAAAAUUUAUUAAUCACUUGGUGAUUUGGUCUUUUUAAUAAAUUUAUUGUAUAGGUACAGAACUAAUAAUUACAUAAUUUUAAAGCAUAUUAUUUCCACUUUGAAAUACCGCCUAACAAAUAAAAAUCAACGAUAAUAAUGUCAAAGGGGUAAUUUACAAAUUGAUUUUAAAGUAAAUUUACACAAUCCAUUAUCGUGAGUCAUUUUAAAUUAUGAUAAGUUUGCUUUACAAGUUUGAAACUAGUCAAGCAAAUCCCGAUAAUAUAAAAGAGAUGAAGACCGACAUAAAAAAUCAUAAUACAUCAACUAUAGAAUUGACAUUCCCUUCAAGAUACCAAUAUAUAAUAAUACAAUAGACAAGGAAUAUUCAGAAAGAUGGAAAAAACUUUUUGUUAAUUAUUAUGUAAAAACUUAUUUUAAAAAUAUAUGUUAAGUAUAAUGAUUAAAAUUAUCUGUACUUUGUAUUAUUAUCGUAACUCGAUGUAAACUAAUUUCGACUAACUCUCAUAUAAAAUGUAAAGAAAUAACAACCGUUUAUCAAAAUUAAAUCGCAGCUUUCAUAUUCAUACAGCCAACUGCGUGACUGAUUUGAUAUAAAUCAGAAAAAUAAGACUAGUUUUAAAUCCACUAUGUCGACCACCCAAAGAGAACUUCGUACAAAAAUAUUAUAAAGCAACAAUACGAAAACACCUCACCCCACCUUAGAUAUAUGCUAAAAAUUAAUCUGUAUUAACGAUUAUGUGUGGAUACCGUUACAUUUCAGUGAUGAAGUAAAAAGUGUCGUCAUACUUUUUAUCCUUUAUUAAAAAUAUGACUUACUUAUUACUUAUGGAACUAGAGAAAAUGUCAAGACUCUUGGUCACCAUGUUAAUACAAUGAAAAUUAUCUUCUUAUAAAGCAUACGACGUAUCGUACGACAUUGGGUGAAAUUUCACUUUAUAAUAGAAAAUAGAUAUAAUUCAUGAAUUUGAAUCAUUUUACAACAAACAAACAUGUAGUAGUUCCUUUACAAAAUUUAGAGAUUACCAAAUUGUGUUUACAAAUUAAGGAAUAUUUUAAACCAUAAAUAUUGUAGCGAAGUUCUCUCAGAGGUGUAGUCGUCUUAUAUCGAAGUGUACGGACACUUUCACAUCAUAUACGCACGCCUUCGUACUUUGAUAGAGUCAUUAUUGACAAAUCCAAAGUUUUUUAAACCAGUAAAAAUUUUAUGACUGAAUUGAUAAGAUCCGAGUGCGUGAUUUUAUUGACACUGGUGUUAUAUACAUGUACAAUGUAUUUUUGUAUCCAAUCAAAUAAUUAAAUUAUUUAGUAAUAUUUCUGCAUUCAUUUUAUUUCACGGGGAUCUAAAAUAAGUCGGUAAAAAAUUAACUGUAUUAUAUUAUUUCCUGAACAUUUGAAUGAUACAACAAACACGAGAGUAUUAAAAUGAUGUUCAUUUUAAAGUUAUAAUUAAAAUAGCACUAAAUAAUUUACCAAUAAGUAGCAAGACGGCAGCAAUGAUUCAUAUAAAAGAAAGAAUACUUAAUAACGAUCGGCUAUGUAUGAAAGCACCAAACGUACGUAACUAAAUACUAAACACUUUGAGGAGUAUUAUAUUAUUUCAUACCGAUUGUGAUGGCACAUACACUACGUAUAACGUGUAAUAAUGGCAUUGUUUCGGUAUUAAAUAAUAUACUAUACUGAAUAGUAAUAACAAAAAUCCAAAACGAUACUUUAGUAAUAAUUUACAAUAUCGAUUUGAUUUUCACGUUUAUAUAAGUAAUAGUAGUGUAUAAAAUUGCAAAAUUAACAACAAUUUUAAAGAGACAACCUGUCGCGUCUAUCUACGCACUGCUAAAACGGCUGGGGUUAUAGACAUAACAUUUUCAAUAUAGGUUCCCUUUAUGAUGUUGUUUUGUAGGCAUCUACUAUGAAAGGACUUCUCAAAAUAUCUACGUGAAUGGGAUAUAAAAGAUUGAAGUAAAUAAUCAAGGUACAUUAAUAAUCGGAUCUUAACAUGAAUCAUUUCAUAGUAAAUAAAGACAUUUAGUGCUACCUACUUGAAACAUCAUAUCUUUAUUUAGCAUAAAAUUAUUCGUGUUAAGACCCUAUUACUUACAUUCAUAAUGAACAAUAAACGUUUAAAAUAUCAAAUUAAACCUCUUUACUUUAAAAAUAAAAUGUAAUUUAAAUUACCAUAAUGGUAGUUUAAGUGGUAAUUUAAGUUGCCAUAUCAAAUUAUUAAUUAAAUCGUUUAAUAGCAAAUAUAAUAAUUGCUACGUAAACAAUAAUAAUAUAUAUACUAAAUGACAAUAUAUUGAUAUUAAUUAAUUACAACAUAUAAAAAAUCGUAUGCAAGAUACCUUAUCUUGCAUAUGUAUUUUCUGCAUGUUUAUGAGAUUUUAUAAGUAAAAUGUCACGUAAUAAAUAGUAAAUAGUUAUCAUACGUUUCAUGCCAGCCAUAUGCACACAUUUUGAAUUUUGGUGCAUUUCAUUUCUACAUACAAAUUUUGAAAAGUUUAAAUCUAUUAUUAUUUAUAUAUAUUUUUAUUCUACUAUAAUCUGUUCUAUUGAUUUUAUCUAUAAAAUACUUGGGGACAAAUAUUAAAUUAAUUUAAUACUGCCAUUAUUAGAUGCAGUUACAAUUUUACUUACACAAUUUACCCUAUGACAUUGGCAUUCAUUCACACUUUUAAAACAAUAAUAACUGGUUUCUGCAUCUAAUCAUUAAAUCACUAAAACAUAUUGUGAGUUCUUUGCAACAUAUCGCAUUCACUAGUAAUUUGGAUGCUUUCUGUGAUGAUUAAAUUUGUAUUGUGAUGAGUGAGAGUUCAGUCUAUAAAUGCUUACAAAAAUGCUAAAAUAUCCAACUUGCCAAUUAAAAAAAAGUACACAAAUUAAAUUAUAAUUUACAUUCAAAUUAGUAGUUGUAUUCUGCAUGUUUUGCAACACAAGCUGUGCUGUUACAGUUUUAAAGCUAACAAAUGUGCAUAUAAUGUUAAUCCGUGCUACAAUAAUGGGAGUCAUUGAACAAAUCUCAUAAUUAUUUCUGGGUCCACAGUUGCAAUAAUACUCCCACGCCACACACUUGACUAUCCCACUUAAAGUUAUUAUUUACACAGUAAAAUAUACUCUAUAAAGUAAAA